Eurypyga helias (sunbittern) is the source of this 120-nucleotide messenger RNA. RefSeq names its product cathelicidin-B1-like. The annotation marks the transcript as partial. The transcript has a single exon. The record is from RefSeq and is a predicted model, not a curated record. Lineage: Eukaryota; Metazoa; Chordata; Aves; Eurypygiformes; Eurypygidae.
GCUCCCAGGCUCCCAUAGUCCUGGACGGUUGGGCUCUUGGGCUCCAUGGCUCCUGGGGUCUGUGGCUCCCAGGCUCUCUGGAUCUCAUGCUCCUGGUCUUCCUGGCUCCAUGGCUCUCUG